Cynara cardunculus var. scolymus (artichoke) is the source of this 414-nucleotide messenger RNA. RefSeq names its product ethylene-responsive transcription factor ERF019-like. Lineage: Eukaryota; Viridiplantae; Streptophyta; Magnoliopsida; Asterales; Asteraceae. The record is from RefSeq and is a predicted model, not a curated record. Bases 1 to 414 code for a protein of 137 amino acids. Gene Ontology annotation, biological process: regulation of DNA-templated transcription. The transcript has a single exon. Gene Ontology annotation, molecular function: DNA-binding transcription factor activity; DNA binding.
AUGAGUACCAGUUCAGAUGAAGGCUGCAGCACCAAUCAAGAGCAGAAGAGAUACAAAGGAAUCCGGUGCCGGAGAUGGGGGAAAUGGGUAUCAGAGAUUAGGGUUCCUGGAACCCAAGACCGGCUCUGGCUAGGGACGUACACGACACCGGAGGGUGCAGCCAUGGCUCAAGAUGUGGCGUCUUAUUGUUUAAGAGGAGCCGUGUCUUUGCAUAAACUUAACUUCCCUAAUAUGUUACCUCCAACGGCACGGAUCGACUUGUCUCCUAGGUCCGUUCAAAAGGCUGCAUCGGAUGCUGGAAUGGCUAUGGAUGCACGGUUAAUUGCCUCAAGAGAAACGACAACAGUAAAUUACGAUGAUCGUUCAGCCAAGGAAGGUGAGGGUUUGAGCAUUUCUGUGGAUGAUUAUCUUUGA